This is a messenger RNA of Miscanthus lutarioriparius, 612 nucleotides long. The record is from the annotation of a GenBank genome assembly. NCBI's taxonomy places the organism in Eukaryota, Viridiplantae, Streptophyta, Magnoliopsida, Poales, Poaceae.
AUGGGCAUCAUGAACCUCUACUCGCUCAUAGGAGCCUUCACGGCUGGACGAACGUCCGACUGGAUCGACCGCCGUUUCACUGUCGUCUUCGCCGCCGCCAUCUUCUUCGUGGGCGUGCUGCUCAUGGGCUUCACGGUCAGCUAUGACAUGCUCAUGGUCGGCCGCUUCGUGGCCGGCGUUGGGGUGGGCUAUGCGAUCAUGAUCGCGCUUGUCUACACCGCCGAGAUCUCUCCCACGGUGCCCCACGGCCUCCUCACAUCCUUCCUAGAUUUCUUCAUCAACCUAUGCAUCCUCCUCGGCUACCUUUCCAACUAUGCGUUCGUGCGCCUCCCGCUCUACCUCGGCUGGCAUGUCAUGCUUGGCAUCGGGGCGGUGUCGUCGCUUCUGCUCGCACUGAUGGUGUUCGUCAUGCCCGAGUCGCCUCAGUGGCUCGUCAAGAACGGCCGCCUCAUGGCCGCCAGGGCUGUGCUGGAGAAGACCUCUGCCACGCCAGAGCAGGCCGUGGAGCACCUAGCUGACAUCAAGGCUGCGGCGGGCAUCCUGAUGGACCUUGACGGAGACAUGGUGACCGUGCCUAUGACGGAUCAAAACAGUAAGGAGACACGUGUCUAG